Teleopsis dalmanni is the source of this 3804-nucleotide messenger RNA. RefSeq lists its product as uncharacterized. Gene Ontology annotation, biological process: superoxide metabolic process. NCBI's taxonomy places the organism in Eukaryota, Metazoa, Arthropoda, Insecta, Diptera, Diopsidae. The transcript is spliced from 12 exons. Gene Ontology annotation, molecular function: metal ion binding. The coding region runs from base 183 to 3641 and encodes 1152 amino acids. The record is from RefSeq and is a predicted model, not a curated record.
GAUUGUGCGAAGCGAAGUGUUUUUAGCUGCGUUGAAAUCAAGCAAAAUGUGAAAGUGAAACGUUGUGGUUAUUAUCUGUCUUCAUGAAGUCAUGUCUACAUUAAAAUUUUAAUGAAUUUCAAAAAUUUAUAUUUUAUGAUAUUAUAAAAGAUUGAAAAUUAUUUAAAGAUAUUAUACAUAUAAUGCGAUUUAUACUAAGUAACUAUAUUAGUGCUAUAUACUUAGUCAUAAUCAGCUCUCUCGCAUUACUCAACCAAGGUUCAGCUCAACAUUUGAUCGCUUACCUCUCUCAACAUGGUCUGCAUGGUGAAAUCACAUUCCGCCAGUUGAAUACCACUACAGUGGAGAUCAAAGCUAAUCUUGAAACUACUUUGCAGUAUCCAUAUCAGGUUUGGAGUUGGGGUGUGCGUAAGUUUCCAGUAGAUUACACCGAUGUUAACCCUACUGGUCGCUGUGAACUGGAAAAAUUGGGUGAACAAAUAGUGAAUUUCGAAAAUGACCUUGAGUAUUUGGUACUACCGGGAAACGAAACUACUAGUUGGUAUAGGCAUAUGCAACUGAUUGGUGAAAAUGGAAUAUGGGGCAAGUCAUUGGUGCUAACGGAAAUCUCAUCUAAUGCACGCAUUUGCGCUACCAUAACGACGAUUCAAAUGUCUGUUGAACACAUGGCUGAAGCUAGAUUCCAUACUCCGAUUGCCGGUUCUGUGCAUUUCCGUUGGUUAGCACCUACAGAUGAUACCAAUGGCGAUACUCUCAUUUACUCGGAUCUAUAUCACAUACAGUCUCAACCCAUCACUGAAGACCAUACAAAACCAAUGACCACUCAUCAUUGGAAAAUUUACGUAACGGAUAUUUUUAAAAAUGAUCACCAUCGCACUGAGGAAAAUUGCAAUUUCUUGCAACUCGUCUUUGAUCCACAGGGCAACGGCGUUGGAAAAGGAAUUGGAGACUUGGAUAGCAGAUUGGGAAAACUACGUGUUGCAAAGAAUGCGUUGCGUUCACCACAGCGCGCUGUUUUUCGAGAUGCAAAGUUAGCUUUACUCCCUUCCGAUUUAACCAUACCACACCGCACACUAUAUUUGGUAUUAUUCGAUAAUCAACAUCCCGAUAAUUAUUUGGCCUGUACAAAAAUAAGACAUGUUAAACAAUUGACCUAUAGAUCUUUUAUUAACAAAGAUGGCACUAAAGUUGAACUAACGAUGACACAACGCUCUAAAUUCGAUCCAACAUUUUUAAAUUUUACGACAGUAUCAACCGCUUCGCAAGUUCAUACGAUUAUCCGCAAGUUCGCAGAGGACGUCGCGUCUUAUAGAGUGAAUAUGCUGCCUCCAGUACCAUAUGAGUUGGGUCAGUCAGGGUACUGCCAAUCCACUGCCCAAAUAUACAAUCCACUCGAGCUAAUUGACAACAUACCUCCACCAGGUUAUGGCACUCAGGAUCAAUAUCCAAUAGGAGAUCUUAGUGGCAAGUUACAAGAGCGCAACAAGGAUUAUUAUCAUCACUAUAUUCUACCAGGCACAAGCGCUGAACUCAGUGGUUUGUACUGGGAUACUUACUUGCCGUUACAAGGAAUUUAUAGCAUCGCUCACCGUAGUCUUGUCAUUAACAAUUACAACCGCACCAAUAUAGAAAAUAUCACAGAAUCAAUUUGGAGUUGUAGUACAAUAACACAAUACCAAAAAAAUAAUAUUUACCAGAAACCGAUGUUUACUGCACAAGUACUGUUUCGAUAUCCAAUAGUAGGACGAGUGCUAUUUCGACAGCCAGCAGAAGAAUCAUGGCAAGACACUACUAUUUUAUUCGAAUAUUUAAUACACGCGGACGGCUCUACACAAAAUAACACGUUCAGUCACCGUUGGGCGAUACACAGCAGCGCACCUGGCAAAGAUUUUUAUGACUGGCAAAAUCGUUGUAUUUCUGCUGGAAACAUUUUUAAUCCUUAUAAAGUUGAUUGGGGAAAUCGAAGCUCUGAUGAUUACUGCAAACCAUAUUUGCCCGCCAUGUGCAAAUUAGGUGGCAUGGAUACGCGUAUAGGAACAUUAAAUAUAGCAGGCAGUAAAAAAAGUGCACAAAAGUUAAGCCGUCUAUUAUUUACUGACACUAAUCUGCCACUCUCUGGUAGACACAAUAUACUGGGAAAAUCAUUGGUAAUUUAUGAUGACUUUGGACCUAAAGCGAGAGGUGAACGCCUAGCUUGCUCGGUUAUAAUUGGAUAUUACCGACGAAAAGUAGUGGCAAAGGAUUGGUACGCCAAUGGCGAUGAGUUGAGUGUAAAUGGAAAAGUAGAAAUUACCCAACAAUCAGAAUAUGACAUUUCAAACGUAGAAGUACAAUUGAAGGGCUUGAAGGAGAAUAGUGGGUAUCAUGUACACAUGACACCAGUAGAAGCGAACUUAGCAUUUCCAUGUGAAGAAUCAACGCUGUACGGCCAUUGGAAUCCGUACAAUGUAAAUCCCAAAAGUUCACCAUUACCCAGACAAGGCACUACAGAUCAGUACGAAAUGGGUGAUUUAAGUGGCAAGUUCGGCACACUCGAAAAGUUAACACAAUAUGAGGAUGCCUUCAAUGAUACAAGUCUACCACUAUUUGGUUAUAACAGUAUCAUUGGACGAUCUGUAGUUAUUCACAAGAAACAGCGUAAUGCACGUUGGGCCUGCAGUACACUUGAACGUGGUUAUAGUCCAAGUGAGGCGAGAGAGUUGAGAGCUAUCGCUUCAUUCCAUCAUCCUACAGGUUAUGCCUACGGUUACAUUAAAAUGACGCAGUUGAUACACACUGAUGGCAGUCAAUCUGAUACUGUUAUUGAGGUAAAACUCCGUCAUCCAGGCAAAAACGAUCGCAAUGUGACAUUUAAUCACAACUGGCAAAUUUAUGUGAAUCCAGUAGGCGUUGAUGCUGCUGUAAAGCCCACCAUCACACGCUGCGUAGCUGGGGGUUAUGUUUGGAAUCCGUACUAUACACAACUAGCAGAUCCUUUAAAUCGUGAUUUAUAUGAGCAAGAAUGUGGUCCAGACAAUCCCCUGCGGUGUUAUGUUGGAGAUGUGGGGGCACGACUUGGUACAAUUGAUCUUGGCAACGGACGUGUCGUCUUAACGGAUUCCAACUUUCCACUUGAGUCACCUGUAGGUGCUAUAGGCCGGUCAAUUGUUAUAUUUGGACCAGAACACUCACAUGAACGAUUCGCAUGUGCCAAUAUAGAACCAGAUCAUAACAUAAUAAAAUAUAUUAAUUUGCAGAAGCCACCACGCUUUGUUGUUGCUCAAUUUUUAGAGGAACUACGAACUGUUAUGGGUAUACCCGAAUGGAUGUUAGAUGUGGACGCACGUAAAACAAAGGAGCUACAUAAUGGGGCUUGCAUUCAAAUGAUUAUACAUUUUAAAGGACCAAUAGCACAACGUUUGGAGUUGGAUAUGUCACGACUUAUAGCUGCAGGACGCCUAGAUGCACCUAGUCUUUAUGUACCGGGCUAUGUUAAUACAAAACGCAAACCUACAAUAUCCUAUCGGACAUGCGGUGUUCGAGACCCGAAUGAGAAAAGAACGAAAACUUUCAAGAGUGGGAUUUCUAAUGGUGUUCAAUUGAUACCAAAGCACUUGCUAAGUGUUUUGAUGUUCUUGAAUUUACUUUAUCUACUUUAUUAAAAUUAAUUAAUUGUUGUUGUGAUUUAUAACUAUACAAAUAUUGUGUGAAUGCAAUGAAUUUAGUCAGACCUCAGUAGUUAAUAUUUCCCAUUGUUGUAAAUUAUCUCCAAUAUUCUAAUAAUUAUUAUUUUUGGAAUUAUUUUUAUUAAUCUACAGAAAUACA